AUGGCGAAUCUGAGUUAUGUUCAUAUCGAAGAAACAGUGGAAGAUCAAGGUCCUGCAUCCACUGCAAUCCAGAGAAGUGAAACGAGAUCAUCGAAUCAUGUUGAUAAUUCAGAUCCAGCAAGUCCUUAUUUCUUGCAUUCCAGUGAGAAUCCCUCACUUGUGCUAGUCUCAACGCUGAUGAAUGGUAAGAAUUACCACGGUUGGGCUAGGGCCAUAAAGAUGGCAUCGAUAUCGAAAAACAAGUUUUCUUUUGUAAAUGGGGACAUAUCAGCUCCAAAUCCAUCAGAUUCUCAGUAUGCGGCAUGGGAAAGGUGUAAUACAAAUGGUUCUCUCAUGGAUGAACUUUACAGAUUGCGUCAGGGUGAUAGCUCUGUGUCAGACUACUACACACGGAUCAAGAUCCUAUGGGAUGAGCUAGAAGCUUUGCAACCAACUCCAACAUGUACGUGUGUUCGUCCUUGCUACUCAAUAGCUUCAGAUGUGAAGAAUAUUCGUGAGAAAGAUUACUCAAUUCGCUUUCUCAAAGGACUGAAUGAUCAGUUCUCAAAUGUUAGGUCUCAGAUAAUGCUAAUGAAUCCUUUGCCUUUAGUCAACCGUGUCUUUUCUUUAAUAAUGCAGCAAGAGAGACAACUGCAUUUGGAAGGAGUUUUUAAUAAUCAAGAAGUUCAUAAAGCCUUCUACAAUUCCAAUGAGCAAGUACAAGGCAGAGUACGCUUUCAGGCACGAGGCAGAGGACGUGGUAGUUUCACUGGGAAAGGAAGGUCAGGUUCUUCAAGACUUUGCACCUACUGUGGUAAGACAAGUCAUAUAGUGGAAACUUGUUUUGAGAAACAUGGGUAUCCCCCUGGUUAUAAGCAAAAAGGGGCAACUCACAAAGCUAAUGUAGCAGUUGUGCCAAAAGAUCAGAUGCAAGCUUCGAUGGAGGGUAUAAGAAAUCCUUCACAUAUUGAUUUGCAAGAUGGCUUUACCAAUAGUCAAUACCAAACAACACUUGAGAUGAUUCAGCAAUCACUCCAAUAG
Gastrolobium bilobum is the source of this 1020-nucleotide messenger RNA. RefSeq lists its product as uncharacterized. Lineage: Eukaryota; Viridiplantae; Streptophyta; Magnoliopsida; Fabales; Fabaceae. The coding region runs from base 1 to 1020 and encodes 339 amino acids. The record is from RefSeq and is a predicted model, not a curated record. The transcript is spliced from 2 exons.